Sus scrofa (pig) is the source of this 9155-nucleotide messenger RNA. NCBI's taxonomy places the organism in Eukaryota, Metazoa, Chordata, Mammalia, Artiodactyla, Suidae. The record is from RefSeq and is a predicted model, not a curated record.
UUCCUUUUCUGAACCUCCCUUCUUCAGAUUUCCUUCUCUCAAAAUGGGAUUGAGGUGACAGUUUCUUCAGUGAAGGGGCAGAAAAAGAGUGCAUUUCAGCACCAAGGACAGCCACAGGCUUCGUGGUUUUGGGGGAACAAAUCACAAGACAGUGGCAUAGCAGAGAUGGAAGAACUUCCUGUACCACAUAACAUCAAAAUAAGCAAUAUCACAUGUGACUCAUUCAAGAUUUCAUGGGAAAUGGAUUCAAAAUCAAAGGACCGUAUUACACACUAUUUCAUUGACCUCAAUAAGAAAGAGAACAAGAACUCCAAUAAAUUUAAACACAAGGAUGUUCCAACAAAACUCGUGGCAAAAGCUGUUCCUUUGCCGAUGACUGUACGUGGACACUGGUUUUUGAGCCCAAGAACUGAGUAUACAGUAGCAGUGCAGACUGCCUCAAAACAAGUCGACGGUGAUUAUGUUGUGUCUGAAUGGAGUGAAAUUAUAGAAUUCUGCACAGCAGAUUAUUCAAAAGUUCAUCUCACACAGCUAUUGGAGAAGGCUGAAGUGAUUUCAGGACGAAUGCUUAAAUUUUCUGUUUUUUAUCGUAACCAGCACAAGGAAUAUUUUGACUAUAUUCGAGAACAUCAUGCGAAUGCUAUGCAGCCCGCUGUCAAGGAUAACAGUGGUAGCCAUGGCUCUCCUAUCAGUGGAAAAUUAGAAGGCAUUUUCUUCAGCUGCAGCACUGAAUUCAAUACUGGGAAGCCACCCCAGGAUUCACCUUAUGGAAGAUACAGGUUUGAGAUUGCAGCAGAAAAACUUUUUAACCCCAAUACUAACUUGUACUUUGGGGACUUCUACUGUAUGUACACUGCUUAUCAUUAUGUGAUUCUUGUUAUUGCCCCUGUGGGAUCACCAGGAGAUGAAUUUUGUAAGCAGCGCCUUCCUCAACUAAAUUCCAAGGAUAAUAAAUUUUUGACCUGCACAGAAGAAGAUGGGAUGCUGGUUUACCACCAUGCCCAGGAUGUCAUUUUAGAAGUCAUUUACACUGACCCUGUGGAUCUUUCUCUAGGCACCGUGGCAGAAAUCACUGGUCAUCAGCUCAUGAGCUUGUCUACUGCAAAUGCAAAGAAAGAUCCCAGCUGCAAAACCUGUAAUAUCAGUGUUGGACGUUAAUGCCCAUUUUUCUUAUUCUUAGUCCCUUUUCUUCCCUUAGGAGCUGUUGUCCAUUUUCAUCACCAGAUGUUUUCCAAUGAAGCAUGCACAUGCCGCUAUCACCAAAAGCAAACUGCCACUUUUCAAAUUUCAUUCAGAGCUGUUUUAGUGUUUCCUAUUCCCUAACCUUCCCACUACUUUCAGUGAUGAAAUAGCCUAAGUUGUCCUUCUGACACUCUCUUGCCUAGAUGCUGCAAUGUUUUUAUUUUUCCUUUAUGCCAAACAUAACAAAACAAUUAUGUAAACUGCUUUAGCAAAGUACAAGAUAAUGGUGGCUUAUAAAUGGUGUUUAAAUAUGCACUCAUUUUAAUCUACUGAACAAAUAUUGGGAUAACUCCAAACCGCAUGAAAGGGUGUAAUUGCAGCAUGAGUUAAAUCUUGAAGCCUAGAAUUAUCAGCACUUCCAACAUGUUUGACAGUGUUAUUUAUGUUAUUUAUAUUAGCUAACAGGAAACAACUACUGUGUUUAAACAUAAUAAAUAUAAUAGAAAAAUAUUUUAUUUGUAUUGUUGUAUAAAAUAUUUACAAUCUUAUAGAAUAUAUAGAGUUACAUUUUAAUUGUAUACAUGUCACGAAACCAUUUCCCUUAUCAAAGAUGUAGUUCGUAAACCUCAAAUAGUUGUGUAUGUGUCCUAAGUAGAUGACUUUAAUUAAACAAAUUUAUGAAGGACAUUAUUCUGAUUCCAAAAAGUUAUAAAAUAUCAGGUAAAUACAGAGAAAAUAAUAAUUGCCUCUGAUCUAGUCUGCUUCUGAAAUAGUCAAUAUUCUUCCCAUCCAAACUACAUGAAAAUGUGAAUUUGUUCAACAUCAUGCUUAAACAUUACAGAAAAUAGAAAUACAAACAUGGUUGGUACAAGAGAGAAAAUGUUGACCUUUUACUUAUUAUUACAAAAUCAAAAGUAAUCAACAUGUGGUCUAGUACAAAGUAACAAAACAAUAUACACUAAAGUUGAUGAAGCAAAUAAAGUAUUCUGGCUUCUUGCCAAAGGUGUCAUAGCAAACUAUUUCCAAACCUUUCAUUUUGUACAGAAUGAGGAACAACCGCAGUUAAUGAGAAAGUUUUUUGACUUUACAAAGUAUAGACCUUGAACAUUAAGAAAGACACAUUCCCAAUGGAAAAAUAGUUAUAUAAUUUUAUAGUAAACAAAAAGAUUAGCAAUCAUAACUAUGAUCACAUUAGAUUAUAUACUACAGACACAUCUAUCCAAAAUACCUAUUUUCAAAUUUUAAUACAAUAUUUUAUUUUAAUAUAAAUAUCUGUCAGUUAUAGACAAAGGUAAUUCACAAAGUACAUGCUAUCAGAAUGAACUUUGGUAAUCAGAAAUGUAAAAUUUUAAGUAAAUGAUAAAAUAAUGUGCUAUUUUUAUAUAGAAAUAAAAAAUUAGCAGUGACACAUUCUAGUAUAUUUUAGGGUGCUGAAAGCCUAGCAGACUUACAGGACAAGGUAGUAGAUUUUUUUUAUCACUUAAAAAUCUAUUAGGAGUUUCAAAUAAAUAAAUUACAUUCUUACUAGCUGUAUUCCUUCCUACAUAAAAUAAAGUUUCUUUUCUUCCUCUUACUAAUUUUUAAAAACCACAUUCUUUUCCAUAUGUCAAUAUAAGUAAUCUUUGGACACUAAAUUGACUUUCUCUAACAAGUGGCCCAUUUAAUAGGUGGAUGCUAUAUGUUAUUUAGAUUUGAUAAAAUAGAUUUUUUCUGAAAUAAUUAUACCAAGUUUUUUCCUUGGCAUGGAGAUUGAACUUUAUUUUCCAAUUAUAUUGUUAUUUGUAUCCCCCCCCAUUUUAAUCCCUUCAACUCAUUUAUAAUUACACUUGCCACUCCCUCUUAAAAAUAGCUAAUAAAUUCUACCACUAAAGUGCUUCAAUUUUCAGUUGUCAAAACUACUUAGCAACAAUGGCAGAGGAAAAUAAACUUGACUUAUCUUGGGUAAAAGUGAUCACAAACAUUUCCUGAACCUCAAAUAGUUUUGGCCACAUCUUGCUUGCUGAUGAGGACUUCUAAUAGUCUCAGUUUGGCUUUUAUGUGCUUGUAUUCAUAGUACUCAUCUGCCAUUGGUAUCCUAUCUUCCUUUUGUGGGCUUCUGCAAAAAAAGAAGUGUCCAUUAGUUCAUAAUGAACUAAGUCCUUAAAAAUCAAGUACAGAGUAGCAGUUUCUACUUAGUUUUUACAUCAUAUCUUUUUUUCUCUUCUCUUUCACCUUCAUUCCCUCCUUCUCCCACAUAUUACUAUGUUUCAAUAUAAUAGUACUCUUUGAGAAGUUAAAUAUCAUAGGUAUUGCGCAAAUAUAUAGUCCAGUGUAUGGAUUUACAAUGGUAAGGCAAGGCAAAGGUCUGAUAUGAAAAAACAAAAACAAAAACCAGAACCCUCAUGGUAUUUCUUAUCUAGUCAUCCUCCCAUUACCCAUGCCUGCACAGUUCCACACCUGUGAAGAAUGUUUAACCCUUAUUGUGACAGUUGUUAAAAAUGUCAACCUAAAAGUACUACAGAAUUUAUAUUAUCAGAAAUAACUUACAAAAUUUUGGUAAUAGGAAAAAAAAAAGCUCAGUAGCUACCUUACAAGCAUGAAAUAUGCCUAAGUUUUCUUGUAAUUAUCAUACCUAUCUCUGCUAAUGUAUAGUAGAAUCACUGACAAGUUCCUUUAAAGAAUUUGAGUCUAAAUUGCCAUGGUUCUCCUUGCAUACUAAUUCUACUAAACUAGGCAUAGGAUGAUGCACAUAUUUUUAUACAUUUACAUUUUAAUACUACAUGUUGACAUUUACUUUGAAGAAUAAUUGGAUAGCAUCUGGAGUUAAAAUCAUUUGCCUUCCCUGAAAAAUAUACUACGAGAAUAUGUUUUUUAAAGAACAAUAGUUACUUUAGGAUCUCAGAAGAUUUUCUCCUUAAUUAAUAAAGAUGGCCAAUUGCUUUAAAAAUAUCUUCACGUAUUACUAUGAAAUACAAAGAGUGGGAAAAACACUGAGGAAGUCGCCACAAUCACUACUAAAUAUAACAUAAAUCUUAUCUGAUAUUAGUAUGCCAGAAAAUGGGUAAACAGCCAACAUUUAAUGUUUUACCUAUACCCCUACUAUUUUCCCAGUACUGAUAAAGAUAUAUUUAUAUCUCUUAACAAGUAAAAGAACAGCUAAUCUAUAAAAAUUCCCUAAGAAUGAAAUUAUCUACUUGGGUUGUAAUUCUAUAUUUCUACUUCAGAACUCAAAACAGUACACAAAUCUAUAGAUGAGGUUCCUUUUAAAUGUUGCCUCAAUUAUAUAACAUCGUUCCUUUGCCUCCAUUCUGUGUUCUGAACGAAUCUUAUAACUGGAUGUCUGAAAACCACUUAAAUUGUGCAAACACAUCUAAGUGAAGAAAUGGUCUAGUUUAUAGGGAAAUGUUAAUAACCCAUUGUGCAAUUUUCUAUGGUCCUGCAUAAUCCAUUUUGGCUAAUAAACAAGAAUGCAUUGGCCAGAAUGAAAAUUUUUGCCAAGAAUUUCCUUAGGCAAUUUUCUCAUUAUAUAAAGCAUACUCAAGUGUUUAGCAUAUAGUUCCUGCCUCAUAAGUAUUAAUGCCCUAUCUAUACAGAUAUUCUUCUUGCAAAAUGAAUAUUACCAAGAACAUUUACAGUACCUUAAAAUUUUUAGUAAUCCAUUUGCAUGGUAAUUUUACCUAUGGAAAGUAAACCCUUCCCAAUGAGAUGUUUUAGGAACACAAGAUCUGUACUUCCUAGAUGUUCAACUACUUGAUUUUACUUGUAAUACAGCACCACUCACUUCUGCAUUUAGUUUAAAUGUAUUACCACAAGAGGGCAUAUAACUAUAGUCAAAUAUGAAGUAUAUCUGACAUGGGUUUGGGACUCACAGGUGCACUAGAAUACUAUAUGCAGAACAUAACUAAUGUUCCUGUAUGUCAAAUGGCAUGCUAAGUACCACUACAGACCCAUUAGGCAGGACUACUCAUAUACUGGGAAAUUCUCAAACUCAUUAAAUUCGAAUAGGUUAAAAAAUAUAAAAGUUGUGGCAAAUUUUGUAAAGGAAAAAAAUGAAAGAGAAAAAGAAAACAUUAUAUAUUAUUUCUAAAUUUAACAGCAAUUUCUCACUAGAUAGUUAACAUCAGCAGAAAGGUAAGUAACUUAGACUUAAAGCAAUCAAUGUGAAGAUUCCAGGUAGAAAACUAGGAGGUUAUAUCUAGACUUGCCGAAAACAAAAAGUUUGAUAGGUCCAGUUCUAAUGAACAGCCCUGGAGGACUGAAAUGGAGAGUUACUAAGAGGUGAGUAGACCAAGCUUUUGAGACCAAGCUUGUAGAAAAUAAUCUCUUCUCCAUCAGGGAAACCCUCAGGCUGCUGAAAUCAAAGCAGUUCAGGAAAGGAAGACACCUAGAUGGAGAAGAAUACUCAGAAGCCAGUGUGUCACUGACUUCCUCUUCUGCCACCUUAAUAACUUUGUGACUUUGGGAAACUUACACCCUUUAACAUUUUUUUAGAGGCUGAUUUCCCACCUGACAGUUACUGCUUCCUAAAAUAUCUCAGGAACUCCAAUCAUUUCAUCCUACAACUAUGGAAACAGCCUCAAGACAGCUAAGUGGCUUAUCUCUGUCUCUUCCAGAAGUAGAUAAAUAACCCUUAUUUCAUUUUAUACACACUCACAUAUGUAUAUACAUAUACACACACAUAUUCACAUACAUAAAUUUUGUUGAUGAUACACCACAAUUUAGAAGAAACUGAUGCAGUGCAUAGAGAGAUUUGCGUUGACAUAGAAAAAUAGAGGACAAAUAGAGGAUAUAGCUAAACAUUUCUUUAAGGACAGAAUAGCUAUGAAAUUUUGACUGAAUCCUAAAAUAAAAUAAUAAGGCCAUAUCCUGAAGCUUAAAGAAUAUAUUUAAAGCAAAUGAAUAAUCAUUUAAUAGAGUAGGAAAUAACUUGUGAAACUAAGUGAACAAGAACAAAGAAAUUAUAUAAACUGAAAAAUCAGAUUUUUUAAGGCUUAGGUAAAUUCAAUAGUUAUAUUGAGAUUUAUUAUGUAAAGUUAAGGAUUUGGAGAGUUAAUCUUUUAUUUUAAAAACUUGAUAUCAUGGAGUUCUCUAAUGGUCCAGCUGGUUAAGGACAAUGUCGUUGCUGCAGUGGCAUGGGUCAAUGCUGUAGCGCAGGUUGGAUCCCUGGCCCAGGAACUUCCACAUGCCACAGGCUUGGCCAAAAAAAAAAAAAAAAAAAGAUGUUUAAAAAAAUAAAUAAAAUAAAAACUUGAUGUCUCAUACUUGAUAAGCUACAGCCUCCCAUAAAACAUACCCAACAAUGGCACAAUCAGAAUGUUGCAUUAGACAAACUCUGGGUCUAAGUCACUGUGGAAAUUAUUUAUGUCUUGUAUAAAGUCACCGUGCCUGCAAAAAAUUGUAAUUCACUCUUAACAGUAGUUCUCUAGGAAGUAUUAGCUUAAGAAAUAUCUCCGCCCACACUUACCUUCCUGUUUGUUUAAAAAACUGUUCCUCAAAUUCUCUUAAGGCUUUCCGAAGUCUCUUCUUGUCAGCUCUUGUUUCUCGGAGAUGGUCAAGAAGUACAGGCCUGUAUCAGAUACCAUGUAUAUUUGCCAUUACUGAGUUCUGGCAUACUUGAGAGAUCAUUUAAGUAGAGUUACCUAUUUAGCAUAAGCUUAUGAUACAGAAGUGUUCCGCCUAAAAGAUGUCUUUGGAAUAAAUAUGACACUUGUAGAGCCUAUCAUAGGGAAGCACAUCACAAAGGAAAUUACUUGAUUGAAAAUGUCAUAGGGAAAGGGAAAGGAUCAACAAGAGGCACAUGGACCGAGUCCGUUAUACAAAGUGGUAAGGAUAAAGGCUAUGUGAAUGCAUGAAGGAGAGACAGACAUUUUGGAGGAAUAUUCAUCAGUAUUUGGUGAUAGACUAAACAUAAAGUCACAAGAGGGAGAUAGUUUAAAGAAAAUUCUGUCACUCAAUCUAGAGGAUAAGGAGAAUGGCAAAACCCUAGGGAAUAAAAAAAAAAAAAAAAACCCAGAGAAAGCUACAGUUAUGGUGCUGAUUCUACUCACUGCAUUCUACUAAGACUAGAGAGAAAAGUCAAAAACUUCAGAGCAGCUGAGGAACUUGUGUCUGGUUUCAGAAACUUUGUGAACUCCCUAAGAUUAUAUAUGGCAUCUUCUAAAAAAAGGUUCCAUUACUUUCAAAAAAGUCUAACACCCCCCAAAAAGUUAAGAACAGCUGCUUUAGAACUGCUAGACAAGGAACAAGGAAUGUAAGGAAGGAAGAAGGGAGGGAGAGAGGAAGGAAGGGAGAAAGGGAGGAGGGAAGAAAAGAGAAGGGAACAAAAAGAAAGGGAAGGAAGAGGAAAGAUUAACAUUCUGCUUCCAAACAGGUCACUCUUCUCUGAGCUGAAAUUGGGGUACCAACUGAUAUAAGCACACUAAAAUCUCAGCUUACAAUUUAGCCCUUGGUCUAGCCGUAUAUUUGUGAGAUUCUAUCCUUUUCUUGGGACAUACAAUUACCACACUAUAAUACCUGUUAAAGAAAAUCUCAAAUCUGGCCUAUAAUACAUAAACCAAAGAAGGUCAAAUGAUCAAGAGGCACGCCUGCUACUGAAUAAUAAUGAUGAUGAUGAUGAUGACGAUAAGCCAAAUAGCUCUUGAUUGAGGGACCAUUAGGUGAAAAAAGUUCAGCUCAUUUAAAGGCCCAGUCUGGAGAAACUUUUAUCCUAAUAAAAUAGAAUAGACUAGGAUAAAGACCCUGAUACCUCUUGACCCAACCCAGGAUCCCAGUUCCUUUUGGUACAGCAUUUUCAAAGGUCAACUCUGCUUAACACACUGUCGAGUAUUAGAUUGGUGCCAGACCCUGCUGAAAAGAUGUGUGACUGUAGCAAAUUUUAGAGAAAUUUGCUCUGCAGAAUUCUGUGUGUACCUAUAAGGUUCCCCAGACCAGAAGGAGUUAAAAGGAGACUCCACACUUAGGAUUUACACUCACAUCGUGGCCUCAUGUAAAUUGGACAUGGAAAGGGCUGGUUGUUUGAUCUCCUUCUUUUCAUCUGGUAGCAGGACCCUAACAGGCUCAGUCUCAUUAGAGUAGGUGAGGUGGUCGUCAGUAGGAACACGGGAUGCUGGAUUUGGCAAAGAAAGUUGUUGGCUUCCCUGUGGACAGUCUUCAUCAGAGUCUUCUUCCUCCUGCUAAUCAUAGGAAGAGUUAAAUAAAAUCACAGAAUGCUAACUGCCUCUUGAGGAAGCAAAAACAGGAAGAGGAACCAUAAAUAGAUGCCACAAAAACAGUAGGUGACCUCUGUGCCUACUGAGAACUAAUAAGGAAGCAACAAAGAAGAACCGUGGCUCAGUUGCAUCCAAAAACUUGCAGAAGUUAAUAAGCAAAGAAGCACCAUUCCUGGCUCAAAUGCUCAUCAAGCUCAGCACUCUCUGUAGGCCAAAGAAGGCACAGAUAUCUAGGAUAUGGCCAAUGUGGGCUGCAUUACCCAGUAGUUCUUCCCUUUACCCAGACCCUCUGGGCCCCAGCUUCAUUAACAGUUAUAAGGGUUAGGAUGAGAUGGACCACAGACUCCUUUAGUCAUCUGAAAAUACCCCAAAUUAAGUCCUGAUGUGGGCCACUUUCAGACACAGUAGAUGCUCAAAAAAUUUACAAAUUCAGGGAAGACCUUUAUGAAGGCCAAAACAAAAUGCAGUUACUCCUUAACCUGUUUUGGUAAUGCCUAUCACAUCCCAAAGAUUUUCUUGCAAGGUAAUCUGAAAAUCAUACCCCAUUUUAAAUUAUGCUUCCUUAAUGGGAAAAUUUCAAAGAAUAUGAAUCACUGUUGUCUUUGUCUUUGGAACUGUGGAAGUAUAAAUGUACUGAAGUAUACUUAAAUUUAUAUUUGUUAAUAUCUUUUUAAUACUGAUAUCCUGAGCAUGUGACUGUUGUGGUAUUGAUGGAGUAGGAUUUGUGGUACUUUUCUAGCUCUGUAUGCCCAUAAAUCAAUCUUUAUUAAAAGUAGUAUAACUCAA